UGAUCAGCCCUGGCGUCUCCAGACCAGUAACUGGACCGUUUGCAGGUGGUGCCACCACUGCCCUGAUCAGACAGGCAGGUGCCACUCCCUCAGGACCCGAGUUGCAAAUUCCACCAACACUGACCCUGGUGACGGCGACCACACCCAGCGGGGCCCCGGGGGUGGGGACCUUAAGCGCCAGCGGAGCCACAGUGCAUCAUCAUGGUCUAAGCCCUUCACGGGGGACCCCACCAACCCCUCGAGCCAACCUUCAGCAACCAUCUCUAAAUAUGAGCAUUCAACCAACCGGACAACAACAAACUCCAAAGACUAUUGUUGGAGCAGGCGUUACAGCGCCAACUUCUGCGACAAACCUAACCAUGGUUGGGAAAGUUCUUCAGGAAACCAAACCCAGCAUAACUCCACUUGGCCUCACACACACAUUUCCCAACCUCACAGCACUAGCUAACCAGUCGGCUAUGGGGCCCUCUCCAAAGAAGAAAGUAAAGGUUGAGGAGAAGGCACCAGCUACAGUAGAAAUUGCCAACAACAGGAAACUUAUUCUUGACCAAAAACACCGAGAGAUGAUUGAGAUCAAAGAGAAUUACAUUGAGUACCUGACUGAACUGUUUUUCCUCCAAAAUAGUGGUAAUAUGAUGGACUAUCAUACAUGGAAGAAGCGACCCACACCUCAGCUUGUACACUUUUUGAAGUCUGGAAACCUAGACAGCGAUGAGGAAGAUGAUCAUGGACAGGAGAGAAAGAUCAAUAAUGAGGUGAAGGUAAUUACAUGCAGUGGAAGUAAUGUUCCCCUGGCAACACCAGUUGCCAUCUCCACCACACUACCACCAUCAGUGGCUGCCCUGAAUCAGCAAGCACCAAGCCAGAAAACAGCUGCUAGUACAACCACCAACAGCACGACAACCCUAACAACAUCCACAGUGGCAACAGUGUCUAUGCCACAACUACAAAGUCAGAUGUCAAAGGCUGCAGAUCCAAAGACACCUGUUGUGCACACUACACACACAACCAAGGCCACAUUUACCACAACAACAUCAAGUCAGCCAAUGCGCAUGCCCAAAUCUCCCCCUACCUCACCUGGUGGAACAGCCCGCCUUCACACACGCCAGCACACAAUAUCCAACAUCUACGAUGGUUCAAUCGGCUCACAGGAGGCCAUAGUGGAAAGGGCAAAACAGGAGGCACAGGUGAUGCAGCGUGUAGCAGAACUUCGUAAGGAAGGACUGUGGUCUUCACGACGGCUGCCAAAGGUACAAGAGCCACCACGAAACAAAAGCCACUGGGACUACCUACUAGAGGAGAUGCAAUGGUUGGCAGCAGACUUUCAACAGGAACGCAAGUGGAAAAAGGCUGCUGCACGAAAGGUGGCAAAGAUGGUGUCCAAGUAUUUCCAGGACCUUGAGCAGAAAGAGAUCAGAGCAGAGAAGGAGGAGGCACAGAAACUAAAAAGAAUAGCUGGACAGAUAGCCAAACAGGUCCGAGAGUUCUGGACAAAUGUGGAAAAAGUUGUGCAAUAUAAACAACAGACAAGAAAUGAAGAAAAAAGAAAGAAAGCUUUAGAUCUACACCUGAAUUUUAUUGUGGAUCAAACAGAAAAAUAUUCAACCUGGCUUACUGAAGGCCUUAAGAAAGAUGGCAGAACGGGAUCAUCUGGGGGGUCAUGUGCCACUACUCCUGAGCACUCAAGUGAUUGCGGUGAUCAUGAGUUUGAACCUGAAGCUGAUGAAUCUGAUGAUGAGGAAACAAUAGAAAAAGCAGAAGCAGAUAUGGAUGAGACCUCAACCCAGGCAGAGUUAGAUGCACUACAGAAGGAAGGGGAGGUUCCCUUAGAAGAGCUGUUAAAAACACUUCCCCAGGAGGUAUUGUCUGGGACAGCUAGUCUUACUCAGGAUACAGAGGAUGAGGCUGAUGAUGAAGGAGAUAAAAAGGACAAGGAUGAUGAGUUUAAUGCAAGUGAGGAAGAGGAAGUGGAUGUAGAAGAAACCAUUGAGGAACAGGAGAAACUAGACAAGAAAAUUGACUAUAGCAAGGAGCUGGAAGAUCUACAGAAUGAAGGUGAUAUGGACAUGGAAGAACUUUACAAGAAGUAUGCUGGAGCGUACGACAGUGAUUUUGAGCUCCCAGAAAGUGAGUCAGGAACUGAAGAUGACAGCGAUGAUGAUGACGAUGAGGAUGACAGCGAAGAGGAAGAGGAGUCAGAGGCCGAAGGAGAAGAUGAGGAUGACACAGAAGAAAAUGCAGACAACAAAGAGGAGGAAGUUGGGCUGGACUUCCUUAUGACUUCCGAUUCUACAAGUCAGGAUACACAAGGACAGGGAGAUGCUGAAGAAAAAGGGCCUGGUAAGGAGCUGGUGGACAUUGCAGCACAAGCUCAGAGUUUGCAGCCAAAGGGUUACACUCUUCAGACAACAGAGGUGAAGACGAAGGUGCCCUUCCUCAUCAAACACACCCUGAGAGAGUACCAGCAUGUCGGGUUAGACUGGCUGGCCACUAUGUAUGAGAAACGUCUUAAUGGAAUCCUUGCUGAUGAGAUGGGCCUUGGCAAAACUAUUCAGACUAUAGCUCUUCUGGCCCACUUAGCCUGUGAUAAAGGUAUCUGGGGACCACACUUGAUUGUUGUACCUACCAGUGUAAUGCUCAACUGGGAAAUGGAGAUCAAGAAGUGGUGCCCGGCCUUCAAGAUCCUCACCUACUAUGGCAAUCAGAAGGAGAGGAAGCUGAAGCGACAGGGUUGGACCAAAACCAAUGCCUUUCAUGUGUGUAUUACCUCAUACAAACUUGUAAUCCAAGACCACCAGUCUUUCAGGAGGAAGAAGUGGAAGUACUUCAUUCUGGACGAGGCCCAGAACAUCAAAAAUUUCAAGUCCCAACGUUGGCAAACAUUGCUGAAUUUCUCCAGCCAACGACGUCUGUUACUAACUGGGACACCUCUUCAGAACAAUCUGAUGGAGCUCUGGUCCCUAAUGCACUUCCUUAUGCCAAAUGUGUUCCAGUCGCAUCGCGAGUUCAAGGAGUGGUUUGCCAACCCCCUCACUGGUAUGAUUGAGGGAAGCCACGAGUACAACGAAAGCCUUAUCAAACGUUUGCACAAGGUCCUGCGACCGUUUUUGUUGCGAAGGUUAAAAGCAGAUGUAGAAAAACAGAUGCCAAAGAAAUAUGAACAUGUGGUUAUGUGUCAGCUUUCCAAACGUCAACGGUUCUUGUAUGACGACUUCAUGUCACAGGGCAAGACAAAGGAAACAUUAGCCAGUGGUCACUUCAUGAGUGUCAUCAACAUUCUGAUGCAACUUCGUAAGGUCUGCAACCACCCCAGUCUAUUUGAUGAGCGGCCAAUUGUUUCACCAUUCCAAACUGAAGGCAUCACAUUCCAUACAUCUUCUGCUGUUCUGAAAAUGUUGGAGUAUGACCCCUUCACAGAUGUUGAUCUGUUGCGGUAUCCGGGACUAGCAGACAUGGAACAAGAUUUGCCUGCAUUUGUGGCACACAGAGUGAAGCGGCUCCAGACAUCUCAACAACUGAUAGAGGAGAUUGAUGAGCAGCCAGAUCCCCCUCCUCGACUAAAACCUGGCAAACUGAAACCAGUCAACUUUAGAAGUAUAUCUCCCGUGUCGAGGAGUGUUUCACCGCUAACAAACCAGACCCCUGCCACAACUGUCACAGAGAAAACCAAAACAGCAGCGUCUGUCACUACAUCUACUGCCGUUACGACUGCUGGGGUGGGAACCACCAUCACUUCCACCACAUCAACCACACUCACUGCUGCAGUUAUACCAAGGACACAGUCUUCAAUAACCAUGACAACCAGCAGUGUGGCACAGCCUCUCACUUCUGUUGUGGCAUCCAGCACCAGUGUAACCAGCACCUUGUCUGUCAUCAACACUACUGGUAGUGUCAUCACCCCACAGGCCAAGAUAGGACCCAUCACCACCACAACAGUCAGUCUGCCAUCCUCCUCAAGUCAGGUGACCACCUCUCAACCAAUCACAGUACAGAUACAGCAGACGGAUCAAGGUGCUCGGCUUAUGAUACCUGCAGGCCAACUGUCACAACUACCUGCUGGUUUCAUCCAGAUUGUUCAGACUUCCAUGGGUCAACAGAUUAUUGCAUCAUCAGUUGCAACUUCAGCUCAGCAGCGUGUGGGAUCACCAUCAAUCACAGCUAGUAGUGUCAGUCGUGCCACCACAACAAGCAGUACAAUAGUAAACGGUUUGCCUGCAAUCACCACAGUUGCAGCUUCCUCUGCCAGUACCACGCUAACAACAGUGACUACCCAAGUCAAACCGGCUGUGUCUGUGCAGCUUCCACUGACUACCACUACUACCACUCUUAAACCUGUCAUGAAGGUCUCCCCCAUGGUAACUGCUUCAACCUCCACCACAAAUGUGGUAAAAGCCAGUAUAUCAACGACAGUAUCCGAGACCAAACCUACCACGGGUCUUUCUACUCGAUUUACUGUACAGAAAACCAAACGCCGCGUCAAGACAGAGCUUCUCCUGGACACAUUAUGUGACAGGAGGGAGUGUCGACAACGGGAUAAGCUGGGGUACAUUGCUCGUACAAACAAGUUACAUUGUGAACGUAAGCCUGUUUAUGGACAGGACUUGCGUUGUACUGUGAACGUUAUGAGCGACACAUGCAAGACUCGCGUGCGUGAUAACACGUGGUGCUCCCAAGGGCAUGUGCACUGUACAAACAUUAACUCUUGGAGCAAUCCUCAUCGCCCAGAAAUCUUCUGGAAUCAAACCAAAGUGCUUUCAAAUCUGGUCCAUACUCCUUUACAAUACCUACACCAACUAGAAGACAUUUUAUCUAGGUACGUGUUUGUUACUCCACCUGUUGUAUCACCUUGCAUCAAAAUGCAUGUGUCUCAUCCUCCAUCCUCCACUGUGAUGAGUGAGCGAUGGCGGGACUUUAUCCUUCAUAAAGAAGUAUCGCCCAAGGCGAGUUGUCUACACAAAAUUUCUACCAACAGAAUGGUGCAGUUCCCUGAACUUCGACUUAUACAGUAUGACUGUGGUAAACUUCAGACAUUAGAUCUCCUGUUGCGACGGCUGAAGUCAGAGGAUCACCGUGUUCUAAUUUUCACACAAAUGACGAAGAUGUUGAACAUUCUGGAGUCCUUUCUCAGUUACCAUGGUCAUCGCUACCUCCGACUGGAUGGAACAACACGUGUUGAGCAGAGACAAUUUCUAAUGGACCGGUUUAAUGCUGACCGGCGUAUUUUCUGUUUCAUUUUGUCCACACGAUCAGGUGGAAUUGGUGUGAACCUGACAGGCGCUGACACUGUGAUAUUUUAUGACAGCGACUGGAAUCCAACCAUGGAUGCUCAGGCUCAGGACCGAUGCCAUCGCAUUGGACAGACACGUGAUGUCCACAUUUACAGACUGAUUAGUAAAAAGACAGUAGAGGAAAACAUUCUGAAGAAAGCCAACCAGAAACGCAUGCUUGGGGAUAUGGCUAUUGAAGGAGGCAACUUUACCACUGCUUUCUUCAAGGAGAACACCAUCCAGGAGCUGUUUUCAGAGCCAUCAGGACUGGAUUCUCUGGUGGAACCCAAAGUGACAGAAAUACAGACAACAAAAUCUCUAGGGGGUGGGGAUGAGGUCAAGGACACAAAAUCCUUUGGGAGUGGAGAUCAGAAGCAGGCAGGGGUACCUUCAGACAAGAACAUUGUAGCUCAAUUUGAACAGGCACUGGGAAAGGCUGAAGAUGAGACUGAUGUAGUAGCUGCCAAUCUAGUGAAAGCAGAACAGAAAGCAGAACUUGCUGAGUUUGAUGAGAACAUUCCAUGGGAUGAGAGAGAGGCAGAGAAACGGAAAGAAGAAGAAGAGAUGUCCAAGGCAGAACAAGAAUUAGCUAUGUUGGACAAAGAGCUUACUCCCAUUGAGAGGUUUGCAGUCACGUUUAUGGAGAAUGAAAUGAAACCAGAUGAUGACCUUGAGAUAUCUGUGGAGGAGAUUGCCAACUCUAAGAAGGACUGGGAGCUAGCACGACUAAAGGCAUUAAAAGAAGAUGAGGAACGCCGCCUUGAACUGGAAGAGGAUGAAAUGCUGUACACAUACCUUCGUGAUGACUCGUACAACCAGGUGUUCAUCUCUGAUACAGAUCAAGAACACAUGCCGCUUUGGGCACCACCUACUCCCCCUCAUGAUGACAAUGACAUCUACUUGGACCAGACCAUGUGCUUUCUUUAUGAGCCAGCGGUGAUGCCAGAGUCCCAACUGCCACCCAUUUACAUAAAGAAGGAACACAAGAAACCGAAAGUCGAGUCCAUCACAACACGUAAACAGAAGCAACGUAAAGAAGAACAACCAAGGGUGCCUCGUUCCCUAUUUGACCGUCCCACGGCUGCCUUGCUGAGAAUGAGACGUGAGGCCAAGCUUAAACAGGGCGGCUUGCUCAAACCUUUCCGCCCGGUCCCACCAGUCCUCAACAAACCGGCAGACCAGUCAUCAGACCAUCCUGAAUGGCUGAUCCAUGAAGACUGGGCACUCCUUCAGGCAGUGCAAAGUCUGUUUGAUGUACCUCUGAACCUGAUGGUGGUGUCUCCAGCCCAUCAGCUCAACUGGGACCUGGUGGCAGACAUUGUGAGCAGUGUCAGUCGAGUAUACCGCUCUGCAAAACAGUGUAGGAACCGCUAUGAGAAUGUCAUCAUUCCUCGUGAGGAGGGACGCAUUCUGUAUGACAUCAAUCCCCGCAAACAGAGCAAGAAAACAAAAGGCAUAUACAAGACAAAGAACAACCGUCCAAUGCGCACCAGUCAGUUAUAUGUACAAGAUGGCAAUCAGGCCAUCACCAUGCUACACUCCCUAAGGUUUGACUCGGCUAAAACGCUGGCUGCCAAGCGACCACCCACACUCAAACAGACACUAGUGAGCCCCACACCCAAGAACCCCAAACACGCUGCUGUGUUGUCUGAGAGUGGUAUCACAUAUGACCAGCCACUGGACCCUAUGAACGUGGCGGAGAUCCGUGCCCAGAGGAUCCAGCGUGAGAAGAAACAAAAUCAAGCUGCAGCAGCUGCGACAGCAGAACAGCAACACAUGACCGCCCGGACACUUGCCCAGCAACAAGCUGCGGCACCCCAGGCAAGUCCUGCACCUCAAGCCACUGCACAACCCCAGCCUGUCACUGUUACUGCAGCAAUUGCAAUUCCCCAGGGGGCAGUCCCUCAAGGGGCUGUCACCCAGCAGUUACAACCAAUCCAGACCACUGUUGCAUCAGCAGUCAUGGCGGCAGCGGCAGUUCCAAAAUCAGGAGUGCCACAGGGUACAACAGCUGUGUCGCUAGCUCGUAGUGCCACUGGUAACAUCGUCGUCAAUACGCCCAGUGGCGUAGCACCAGGCUUUGCCGCCAUCAAUCGCCGAAUGAAUCAGGCUACCAGUCUAGGCCAGGCCUCAUCAGUUACGGUAACUGGAACACUGAACCCAACGAUUCGUGCCCAGCGACCACUGACCAUCCCCAUACAGGAGAUUACUGCCAUCACCAGCCAGACUGGUCAGGUGACCCACGUAGCAACAACGGGUCAGGUCGCUCGCACACAGAUCCAAACAACAGUGCCAACCCUGACAUCCACCCAACUGGCUCGUAUUGCUUCAACACAGGGAACAACUCUACCAACAGGUACAGUUCAAGCAACUAUGACAAAGGCCUUGACACAACAGCAGCUGAUAGCUCUUUCUCAGCGCCAGCAGCGGCAAACUGCUUUCCAACAGCAGCAGCCACGCAAACUUAACCUAACGCCAGACCAGCUUAACCAGCAGCGGUUGAAGCAACUUCAGCAACAAGGUCGUGGUGUUGGAGCUCCCAAGGUCAUAGCUCAGCAGCUGGUGACAAGCUUGGCACAGGUUCCCAAGCAGAAGAUGGGCACCUCUCUUGCACGCCAGAUCCCACAGGAGCUCUUGUUGCACCAACCGAAGUUGCCUCAGAAAACACAGGUGCAGGUGGUAGCCCAAGGGCAAGCUGGUGCCCAGCUUCAGCAGAUUCACUUGGCUACCACACAAGGAGCUGGGAUCCCUACAACCCAGAUAAUACAGGCCCAAGUCCAUCAGGUUGGACAGCCUGCCACACUAACCACUGCUGUAAAAACUUCAGCUGCUGGAACACCCAUUCAGAUCACACAGCUUCCCCAACAGAAGGCUGGAGUGGCUAAAGCCACCACCAUUAACCAACUCCAGCCAGCACAACUGAAACAGAUGCAGCUGAUAGGUCAGCAGAAACGUCCUCUGCAGCAGCCAUCUAAAAUUACAUCCCUUGGACAAGUGGGUAAACCAGUGCCCCUUAAUGCUGUGCAGAUAAUCCAGCAGCCAUCCACUGGUCAAAAUGUCACUUACCAGUUACAACAGCUGGUGAAACGAAACCCAGGCAGUGGCGUGAUAAUAACCUCACAGCCCCCCACCAUCAUUGCCACAGUGACGCAAGGCCAACAGGGUCAACUAGUGCAGAAAGUUUUAAGUACAUCAGCCACCCAGUCCAGUCACCUCCAGACCAUCACAGCCGCAUCUCACCAUCCGGUCACCCAUGCAACAAUCGUGACUGGAACACCACAAAUGUCUGUAGCUACCCUUAGUCUGGCAACAGCAUCAUCACAGGCCACCAAACCUACUGUGGUGUCUACUCUCUCAACAGACCCCCGACAGGCAGUUCAGGUCCAUUCAGUAGCUCCACAACAGGCAAAGAUUGCAGCCAUCUCUCAGUCAACAGCCACUUCCCAGACUAUACAACAAAUUCAGGUCACACCGGCUACUAUACAACAGGUACAUACCACUGUUGCAACACCUGCCAUUCCACAGCCACUCACUGUAACAGUGGCUCCAUCUAGCCAGUCACCUGCCCUCACAGCAACUAUAUUACAGACGAUACCAGCCCCAGUUCAGCAGGAAGCCCCAUCAGGUCCCCAGGCUACAACACAGAUUCAGGUGACCACUAUACCACAGUCAACAGCCAAUGUUGCUGCCCAGCAGACUCUGUUGCCAGUUGGAGCAGUAACAGCACAGGCCGCAGCAGCAGCUGUGCAGGCUCUGCCACAAGGCACAGCUCAGGGGCUUGUAAAUGUAACACAGUCACCACAACAACAGGCUGCCGCAGCAGCUGCUGCAGCUGCAGCUGGAUCCAAAGGACCCUAUGCCAUGAGAACUAGAAAUCCUCCAAAACAUUAAUUUAAAAUUAAGUCACAAGAACUUUUUUACAGAGAAAAUUGUGACUAUAUAUCUGUGAACCUAUUGCAGAAUCUACAGCCAGAUCUUUUGGCCGGCAGAGAUUCAGUUAUAUCUGAUAGGAUUCAAAACAUUUAAAGUUUAGUCACUGCCUGCUCAUAAUAUUUAUUGUUGCAUAAAAGCGGAAUUGUGGAUUAGCUUUCCAAUCUUUAGAAAGGUGGACAGCGAGAAACAUUGGUCAACAGUUGACAUGCUCAAAUUGUGAUCUUGUCUCGUAAAGAUUGUGAGGAUAUGGAACACUUGUUAUCAAUGUGAUGGAAAGUCUUGUCUAGCACAGAUUCUUGACAAUGUGGCUACUGAGCAGAGUUAUGUGUCGGUUGAAGUUCAUCAUUGUUUCAUUCAUGACCCAUACAUGUGAUUGGUAUGAUUCGUAUCCAAGUGUUUUGGUGUUGUAAUGGUUACAUGAAUCAUUCAGUGUAAGUUAUUGUGUGUCAAGUUAUUUUGUACUGUGGUCAACAUUCAAAUGUAGCAAUCUAGGAAGGGGAAAAUGAAAUAGUACACUUAGAAAUGCUUUAAAUUCACGCAGCAUUAAUCUGAGUACUUUGUUUUAAUGAUGUGAUGAUAGCAAGUUUGAUGAAAAUUAAGAGAGGAUCUUUCCCCUGAGUUGUUCUGGGGACUAUUUCAAUAACACAUAAACCCUAGUCAAGGAUUUGAUUUAGUGAUUUCAACGGUAAAAUUCUAAAUAUUCAGGCUGUAUAUUUCUGAUUUAUUAAUUGUAGUUAGAAACACAAGUUGAAGGGUUAAGUUUUCAGAUAAUUAAUUUGAAAACUACAAUAUUUAAAAAAAAAAAAAAAAAAUGAAGGACUUGGCCCCCACCUGUAUAGAAGAAAUAACAGUUAAAAUACUAGGAGUAAGCAUCUGGUCCGUCAGAAUCAGUUAAAAUUACACAAAAUAAUUUUGGUGAAAAUAAACUUCAAACUUUCAGUCAACAUUAUCCAAAAUCACAAUAAAGUGUUUAAAAACAUGCGAGGAAGGCAGGAAACUCUAUCAUUAAGACAAGUGCCAGUUAAGAGAAUUAAUGUGUCAGUUAUAAUAUGAUAAUAAUUUAUAUGUAAAUCAAUUGCUGCAAAACUGCUAGAUUUAUUUUGUCAGUCAUCAUGUUGAAGAAACCUUGUUGGCCUGUCAAAUCAUGUUUAGAUGUACAGUGAAAUAUCAACCCUUUGACAAUAUUCAUGCUGUCAUUGCAUGCUUUCGAUCACUUGUUAUGUGUCAGCAUUCUUUUGCAACAGCGACAAGAGAUUUUGAAAAUUACACUGAAUCAAUGUUAAUUAAGUGACUUGUAUGUGCAUAACUGUUGGAAUCGGUUAUUUACAAACCUCUUACAGCAGUGUGUACCAUCAAUGCCAGUAAAGAUUAUAGUGACAUCAGAAUCCUUAUCAAUAGUUAAACCUAUGUACAAUCACUCAAUGUGUUGGAAUGAUGUUAAUUGUAGUGAAACCAGAAUGGAAAGGGUUCAAACUAUCACAAGACCAAAAAAAUUAUUGUCUUUAUUGAAAAAUUCAAACUACCAGUAAUGCAUAGUGCAUUCUAAUGCUACAUUGGAGUUACUCUUGUUUCUUACAUGUAGGAUCAGAAAUGAGUUUUCAUAUCAUAUCAAGUUAAGUUUUGACAGAUUUUAAAAUCAAAAUAUGGAAGACAAAAUCAAAUGGGGGCAACCAAUGUGUUAUGGCACUUUCAAUUCAUGGCAUUGUCCAUAUGACUUCAGAAUGAUUUCUGACUGGCGUAGCCAAUGAAAAAGGCUUAAGGGUAUAUUAAAUGUACAGUAAUUACAUAUGCAAUAAUCUCACAUGGGUGAAAUCAUCAGAUAAAAAGCCAAUUCGGUGAUAAAAAAAUGAAGGACGCAAUAGUGCACUAGCCUGAUGUGUUCCCUUUCUCAUUGAUCAUAAACACCUCAUGUCUGUAUGUAUGUAAUGAUGGGUAUAGUUCUCCAGGUAUCAAGGAUGUUGCCUUGGUGUCAAGAUGGAAUGGCUUGUGUUAGUUUAUGCAUGACGAAUACACCUGAACAGGUGUAUGCUAUUAAGAUGUUUGUGUUAAUGUAUAACAGACAUCCUAUUAUUUACUGUGCAAACACACCAAUAAUGUGUUAAGAUUAUAAGGCAGCUUUUUCUUUCGAUCAAAUCUGAAAUAAUCUGUAAUAAUUAUUCAUAUUAUGUAAAUAGGUGAAUAAAGUCAUUUCAAAGUGA
Messenger RNA from Ylistrum balloti, 11398 nucleotides. RefSeq names its product helicase domino-like. Gene Ontology annotation, molecular function: ATP hydrolysis activity; histone binding; ATP-dependent chromatin remodeler activity. NCBI's taxonomy places the organism in Eukaryota, Metazoa, Mollusca, Bivalvia, Pectinida, Pectinidae. Gene Ontology annotation, cellular component: Swr1 complex. The transcript is spliced from 47 exons. Bases 270 to 9158 code for a protein of 2962 amino acids. The record is from RefSeq and is a predicted model, not a curated record.